Lytechinus variegatus (green sea urchin) is the source of this 2275-nucleotide messenger RNA. Its product is annotated as cystinosin-like. Gene Ontology annotation, cellular component: lysosomal membrane. Gene Ontology annotation, biological process: L-cystine transport. The transcript has 9 exons. The record is from RefSeq and is a predicted model, not a curated record. NCBI's taxonomy places the organism in Eukaryota, Metazoa, Echinodermata, Echinoidea, Temnopleuroida, Toxopneustidae. Gene Ontology annotation, molecular function: L-cystine transmembrane transporter activity. The coding region runs from base 106 to 1308 and encodes 400 amino acids.
UCGGUUUGCUGCUAAAAAGUAGAAUUCUGUAGUUUGAAUUGUGGAGUCAAUUUUAAACUUUCAGUCAGAUGGAAUAUCAGCUUUCAAUAUUUUAACCAGUUAAUAAUGAUCACCAUGGAGAGGACCUUCCCUUUCAUCCUCACCAUCAUUCUAUUCACUUCGUUCUCAAAUGGAUUCAACGUCACACUGAGGCCAGAAAAGCUGAUAAUUGAACUAGGAAAGAAUGAUUCCUUUAAGAUCACUCCUAAAGAUGUCUUACUAGAGCCAGCUGAGAUUGACCUCUUCAAUGAUAAAUAUGAUGUAGCUAGCAUACCAUCUCAGGUGGACUUACUCUCUAACAGUUCAAGCUCGGUAGCAGUCCUGGUAUCCACUCUCUCUGUAGGAGUGUGUCAUAUUUCCAUGAAUACUACGUCUUCAGAGAUAGGGGAUUUGUCAGGAUUGUAUGUAGAGGUUAAUGUGGUCCAUAGCAGUGCAUUGUCAAUUAUCAUCAUAGUAGUCGGUUGGAUAUACUUUGUGGCCUGGUCUGUCUCCUUUUAUCCUCAAGUUUUCCUCAAUAUCAAACGAAGAAGUGUUAUUGGUCUGAACUUUGACUUCCUGGCAUACAAUUUAACUGGCUUUGUAGCAUAUGGUGUCUUUAAUGUAGGCAUGUACUGGAUACAACCAAUAAAGGAUGCAUACAAGGCUAAACACAUGUAUGGCGUGAAUCCUGUAUUACUAAACGAUGUCAUCUUUACACUCCAUGCUGUAUUCAUCACCUCAGUCACCAUAUUCCAGUGUUUAAUCUAUGAGAGAGGAAACCAGAAAGUGUCACUCAUAAGUCGAAUCAUUCUAGCUGGAUCGUGGCUCUUUGCUCUGAUCACGUUGAUCAUCACGGCUGCAUCUGGUGGUUCUGUGAUCACAUGGUUAGAAUUCAUCUAUUACUUCUCUUACAUCAAACUAGGAGUGACCCUCAUCAAAUACAUCCCUCAGGCUUAUAUGAAUUACACAAGACAAAGUACUGAAGGCUGGAGUAUCGGGAACAUAUUGCUGGAUUUUACGGGAGGAUCAUUCAGUCUGCUGCAGAUGUUUCUUGUGUCUUAUAAUAAUGAUGACUGGGCAUCCAUCUUUGGUGAUCCAACCAAGUUUGGUCUUGGGUUUUUCUCCAUUGCUUUUGACAUCCUUUUCAUCAUUCAGCAUUAUAUACUCUACCGGGGUAAGAAACCUGUUGACAAGAUGGGUUCAUCUGACGAACAUAAGCCGCUGAUGAGUAGCCAGGAACCCACUCUAGAACGUUCUGGAAGUUCCAUUAUUAACGGGUCAGCUCACUGAUCGUAGGCUAUUUAAAAAAUCUGAAGGAUGUUUAGUCAUCUGCUUUCAUUAUUUUUUGUCAUAAGUAUCAAUACAUUUGUUUGAUUAAAGAUUGAACAUUUGUUGAUACAAGGAAGAGUUUCUCAGAGUUAGUUCUGACUUCACGUCACGUCAUCUGAACAGGUAUCCUGUAACUUAUAAACAUGUUUUGCAUUAUUCAUUGCAGCUUUUCUACUCCCUCAAAUGUUCUGUCAAUGAUACAUGUGAAGUAUAGUGAUGAAAAGACGCAAUGAAAAAUGUAACAUUGACUUUGAGUAAAGUGCCAGGCCCCAACAUGAACACGGCCAUAAAUUUAGAUAUAUUUAGGGUUAAUGCUACUUUCUUAUAGGGCUCAUAUCUAUUAUGCAGCACAAAUUAGAAUAAUGAUAAAAAAUCACAAAAAUCUGCAAGGCCAAUGAGAGAGGCAUUGAGGCCUAUCAAUAGGAUGGUCUUGGAUUAAUUUAAGACCAGAGGGGGGGGGGGGUGUUUCACAAAGCUUUAAAUAUGACUUGGAGUCGCACUUAAAUGCCUAGUUGCGUGUGUUAUAAAAGGCAUGACCCUAUUGGUCAGAUCAUGCCAAGAGGACUCACACUACUGUGCAUCAAUCAAGGAGAUUAGGCGUUGCAUAUCAUAUACGCAUCAACAUUUAAGUGCGACUCUUAGUCAUACUUAAAUCUUUGUGAAACACCCCCAGAUUAACAUUUUUUUUUUAGCUUUUAAGUGAUAUUUGUACAUUUUGCUUACAAACAAGUAAGCAUGGAUAUUUCAAUGAUGGCUGUAUUUCAUGUGCAAUUAUCAACAUUUGCACCAUGUUUUACUAUCAAUGAACGCUUUUUAUCUGAUUGGAAUUAUAUUGAAUUGUGCAAUCUUAAUGUUGUUUAUACAUGUAUAAUUGGUUGAUGGUAAUUACUACUGUUUUAUUCUUAUUAUGAAAAUCACUGAUAAGAAU